GAAGGCUGGAACGUCAAUAACUGGCUCUUUCCAGCUCAGCAAACAGCAUGAGUCAGUUCCAGGAAGGGAAACACCCAGUUAUUGUUGCAGGCGGGGCAUAUUUCUGAGUUCAUAAAAGUGAAACUAACCCUGUUACACUGUCAAGAGGGAGCCAUGGCUUCAGAGAACCCCAUGGGAAUUCUCCAGUAUGAAGCUACUUGUCCCAUCUGUCCGGAGGAUUUUAAAGACCCAGUGAUUAUAGACUGCGGACACAAUUUCUGUCGAGCCUGCAUCGCCCAGUGCUGGGAGGGAUCCGGUACAGCCGCCUCCUGCCCCCAGUGCAGAGAAACUGUGCAACAGAGAAACCUCAAGCCAAACAGGCAGUUGGCAAAUGUCCUAAAAAUAGUCAAACAACUGAAUUUACAGGUAAUGAAGGAUGCAGGAGGGGAGAGAGUGUGUGUGGAACACCAGGAGCCGCUCAAACUGUUCUGUGAAGAGGAUCAAACCCCCAUCUGUUUGGUGUGUGACAGAUCCCGGACGCACAAAGCUCACACUGUGGUUCCCAUAGACGAGGCUGCCCAGGAGUACAAGGAAAAGAUCCAGGCCCAUUUGAAGACAUUAAGGAAAGAGAGAGAAAAGCUCCUGGGAUUUAAAGUGACUGGAGAGGAGAAAUUCCAGGAGUAUUUGAUACAGACGCAAACCGAGAGGCAGAAGAUUGUGUCUGAAUUUCACCAACUGCGGCAGUUCCUGGAGGAACAAGAGCGACUCCUGCUGGCCCAGCUGGAGAAGCUGGACAAGGAGAUUGGGAAGAUACAGAAUGAAAAUAUCACUAAAUUCUCUGAGCAGAUUUCCCAUCUCAGUGAGCUGAUAAGUGAGCUGGAGGGGAAGUGUCAGAAGCCAGCAAGUGAAUUCCUGCAGGAUUUCAAAAGCACCUUGAGCAGGUGUGAGAAGGGGAAGUUCCAGCAGCCAGUGGAGAUUUCUCCUGAGCUGGAAAAGAGAAUAAAUGAUUUUGCCCAGAAAAAUAUUGCUGUAAUGGAGACUCUGAGGAAAUUCAAAGAUGUGCUGCCCUCUGAAGUAGAGACAAGAAGAGGGAAAUCCCUGGGACCAGUGAAUGUGACUCUGGAUCCAAAAACGGCUCAUCCCCAACUCGUCCUGUCUGAGGAUUCGAAAAGUGUGAGAUGGGAAGACACACGACAGGAUCUGCCCAACAAUCCUGAGAGAUUUGACACUGAGAUCUGUGUGUUGGGGUGUGAGGGAUUCACCUCAGGGAGACAUUGCUGGGGGGUGGAGGUGGGUAAUAGGGGAUCCUGGGCUGUGGGGGUGGCCAGAGAGUCUGUGAAGAGGAAGGGAGGGAUCAGCCCUAACCCUGAGCAGGGAAUCUGGGCUGUGGAGCGGUGCUGGGAUCAGUUCCAGGCUCUCACUUCCCCUCGCACCCCUCUGCCUGUGAGCUGGGACCCCAGGAGGAUCCGGGUUUGUCUAGACUGUGAAAGGGGGCAGGUGACAUUUUUCGAUGCUGGUGACGAGAGCCCACUGUUCACCUUCCCACUGGCCUUGGUCCCUGGCGAGAGAAUCCGACCCUGGUUCUGGGUGGGAGGAUCCCAGAUCAGACUUAGUACCUGAGAGGGCAGGGGGAGGGGGGGAGAUAUACUCAGGGGAACGUGAAAUUAGCCUCUCUAGCCUCACACUUCCUUUUUCCUAUGACCCUGGAAGUCUCCUGCCUUCCUGCAGACUUUCUACCCUGCAGUUUCUAUGACCGUGGAGCCUCUGUGGGGUGUCUGACCUGUCAGACCAUAGAGAGCAGGGGGAGAUUGAGGUAGAGAAGCCAAUCUCAUUGACCCAAUGAAUUUUUCAGCCUGUUUGUCACUGUCCUCUGUGGCGCAGGAAGUCAGACAGUGGCACUGAGGCAUGGUGGGAACAGCCCACUGAGAAUAAAAAAUGGGCUUCUCAAGCCAAAGUCAUCCUAGUGUCUGUGAUCAUGGAGGACUCUCAUCUACCUACCCCCUGGCUCAUCUCUUUGACCCUGGAGAACACCUCUCCCCCCAACCACCAAUACCUCAUCUCUAUGGCACUCCUGCCCCCUCCCUCCCAGCAGCCCUAGGAAUGGGAAGGGGGAGGGGUUGAAGAACCCCUGGAG
Messenger RNA from Mauremys reevesii (Reeves's turtle), 2113 nucleotides. Its product is annotated as zinc finger protein RFP-like. Lineage: Eukaryota; Metazoa; Chordata; Testudines; Geoemydidae. The record is from RefSeq and is a predicted model, not a curated record. Gene Ontology annotation, molecular function: zinc ion binding; protein binding. The coding region runs from base 154 to 1599 and encodes 481 amino acids. The transcript has 7 exons.